ACGUAGCCAAAGUAUUGACAUGACAUUUGACAAUUCAUGAUUUUGACAAAUGUUUCAAAAUAAAUAAUAAUUCGGUUUAGGGUUUUACAAGUGUUUCUGCUAUUAUUUAAAAAAGUACAAACAUAAUUUUUAUUGAAUUUUACAGUUAACUUAACAGAAUAAUGACGAAACUUCUAGAAUGGAUAUCUGUAACUUCAGCAGUGCUAGCGGUAUGGUAUUCACUCGUCGGAGGCUACGUAAAACAUAAAUUCAUUGAAGAGAAUAUGGAUAUUAUUUUAGUUUCACCAAUCAUAUUUGUUGCUCUAUUCGGUCUGUACGCUGUUACUGUAGUAUUAUACAGAACCUUUACUUUCAAUAAUUGCACUGAUGAAGCUGAUGCAUUAAUGGCCGAAAUAGAAGAAGCAAAGAAAGAUUUACAUGAGAAAGGUUUGAGGUGGUGAAGUUAUUCCAAUUAGUUUUAAGAUAUUACAUUCAAAUAUUUAUUCCAUAAAUAAAGUAUUUACAUUAAUUUUUA
Messenger RNA from Melitaea cinxia (Glanville fritillary), 514 nucleotides. RefSeq names its product dolichol-phosphate mannosyltransferase subunit 3 (gene Dpm3). The record is from RefSeq and is a predicted model, not a curated record. Gene Ontology annotation, biological process: GPI anchor biosynthetic process. Gene Ontology annotation, cellular component: dolichol-phosphate-mannose synthase complex; endoplasmic reticulum membrane. Lineage: Eukaryota; Metazoa; Arthropoda; Insecta; Lepidoptera; Nymphalidae. The coding region runs from base 162 to 440 and encodes 92 amino acids. The transcript has 2 exons.